Sphaeroforma arctica JP610 is the source of this 753-nucleotide messenger RNA. RefSeq lists its product as hypothetical. Gene Ontology annotation, molecular function: ATP-dependent FeS chaperone activity; iron-sulfur cluster binding; ATP binding. The coding region runs from base 103 to 753 and encodes 216 amino acids. Gene Ontology annotation, biological process: iron-sulfur cluster assembly. NCBI's taxonomy places the organism in Eukaryota, Ichthyosporea, Ichthyophonida. The record is from RefSeq and is a predicted model, not a curated record. Gene Ontology annotation, cellular component: cytosol. The transcript is spliced from 3 exons.
CAUAUAUUUAUGUAUAUAUUUACUACAUAUAUACAGGCGUAGUUGAAACUAUUCAUAUUCAUCUCGUAUACAUCAGUUACAAAGACAUACAGUCCUAUCAUAAUGGGCAACGAAGUAGAAGGAGACGUGCCUGAGGACGCACCCGAGCACUGUCCAGGGACCGAGAGCGAGCAAGCCGGAAAGGCUAGCGGUUGUGAUGGAUGUCCUAACCAGAAGAUAUGUGCUGACAGCACACCUAAAGGCCCUGAUCCGGAUAUAGACGUAGUUACAGAAAGGUUUAAGAAUAUCAAGCAUAAGAUACUUGUGUUGAGUGGGAAAGGAGGUGUGGGGAAGAGUACGUGCACUGCGCAGCUAAGCUUUGCCCUGGGCAUGGAUGAAGAUAUUCAGGUAGGCGUUGUGGAUGCGGACAUAUGCGGUCCCUCUAUCCCCAAGGCUAUGGGUUUGGAAGGCGAGACAGUACACCAGAGUGGUACCGGAUGGUCUCCAGUGUAUGCCGAUGAUAACAUCGCGUGCAUGAGUGUGGGAUUCUUACUCCCUAACCCUGAUGACGCCGUGAUCUGGCGUGGCCCGAAGAAGAAUGGCAUGAUCAAGCAGUUCUUAAAAGACGUGGACUGGGGUGAGCUGGACUAUUUGUUAGUAGACACCCCUCCUGGUACUUCGGAUGAGCAUCUGUCUGCCGUCCAGUACCUGUCCGGCUGUGGUAUCACUGGCGCGUUGAUUGUCACCACUCCACAGGUAGGAAGAAGCGUUUAA